CAAGCUUAACUCUCUCAACUCUCUCUCUCUCUCUCUCUCUUCAUUUUCUAAACCCUAAAUUCAACUACAAAUGGUUAUCUUCUCCAAAAUCGGUAUCAUCGGAGGCGGCAUUAGCGGCUUAGCUGCUGCUAAACAGCUCUCCAGUUACGAUCCGGUGGUCUUUGAGGCCACCGGUUCACUUGGAGGGGUCUGGAAGCACUGUUCUUUCAGGUCUACGAAACUCCAGACCCCUCGUUGCGAUUACGAGUUCUCCGACUAUCCUUGGCCGGAGAGAGACAAUUCAAGCUUCCCAUCCGCGGAGGAGAUAUUGGAAUACUUGUAUUCAUAUGCUAGGCACUUUGACUUGUUGAGGCUCGUCAUGUUCAACUCGAAGGUGGUGGAAAUCCAGUUUGUCGGUGACAAGAAAACCACUGAGUCUGAUCAUGGUGGUAAUCCGGGAGAGUUUGGGAGUCUGUUGCCAGGACAUCCGGUAUGGGAGGUCGCUGUUCGGACCGACCAGUCGGAGACUGUUCAGUGGUAUGCUUUUGAGUUUCUUGUGAUUUGCACUGGGAAAUAUGGCGAUGUUCCAAAAAUACCAGAAUUUCCACACAACAAAGGCCCUGAAAUCUUUAAGGGGCAGGUCUUGCAUUCCCUUGAUUAUUGCAAACUCGACAGAGAAGCUUCCACAAAACUACUCAAAGGAAAAAAGGUUGCAGUCAUUGGCUACAAGAAAUCAGCUAUUGAUCUUGCUUUUGAAUGUGCUGAAGCAAACCAAGGAUCAGAUGGGCAGACAUGCACCAUGGUGAUCAGGACCCUGCAUUGGACUGUUCCACAUUACUGGAUUUGGGGCUUACCCUUCUACAUGUUCUAUUCCACAAGAUCUUCUCAGUUCCUCCAUGAAAGACCCAACCAGAGCUUCCCUAGAAACUUCCUUUGCCGCCUAUUAUCUCCCGCGAGACAAGCUGUGUCGAAAAUCAUCGAGUCCUAUUUGGCUUGGAAGCUUCCACUGGACAAGUAUGGAUUGAGGCCAGACCACCCCUUUGAAGAAGACUAUGCAUCUUGCCAGAUGGCUAUUCUCCCUGAAAAUUUCUUCGCCGAGGCUGACAAAGGAAAGAUUGCAUUCAAAAAAGCAUCAAGAUGGUGGUUUUCAGAGAAAGGAAUUGAAUUUGAAGACAAUACCAAGUUGGAAGCUGAUGUUGUGAUCCUAGCAACCGGUUUUGAUGGUAAGGAAAAGCUCAAAGCCAUAAUCCCCGAGCCUUUUUGCAGUUUGAUUGAGUAUUACUCUGGCAUGAUGCCCUUGUACAGGGGCACGAUCCAUCCAUUGAUUCCCAACAUGGCAUUUGUCGGUUACAUUGAGAGUGUUUCGAAUCUGCACACUGCAGAGUUGAGGUGCAAAUGGCUGGCUCGACUUGUAAAUGAUCAUUUUAAGCUCCCAGCUGUGGAGAAGAUGCUUGAGCAAACAACUGAAGAGCUGGAAAUCAUGAAAAGAGCAACCCGCUUCUACAAGAGAAGCUGCAUUUCGACUUUCAGUAUCAACCACAGCGACGAAAUCUGCGAAGAGAUGGGAUGGACUUCUUGGAGGAAGAAGAGUUGGCUCGCCGAAGCAUUUAGCCCGUAUAACAGUCAAGAUUAUGAGGAGAAAAAUAAAUAAAUCUAUGACGCUACACUUCUGCCUUUAACUAUAUCUAUUUAAGUGAUUUCUUAUCAAGGGAAUAUCAGAAAAAUGAUAAGCGGAAAAAAUAAUUACAAAUCAAUGGAGUGCAGCUAGGUGCAAGUGAGAACUGUGUCAUUUUUGCACAAGUCUCACUCGUAUUCUAUUGAUUUGCAGUUACUUUUCUUGUUUUUCCAUCUUUUGAUAUUUCCUCUUUAUUAUUUAAUUUAAUAUCUUUUAUUGCAAAUUUAAAAAAGAAGAGCCAAUGUUUAUAGGAAGAAAUUGCUAGAUAUAUCAAUGCGUAGAAGCUAUAAAGACUUGUGCUUAAUCAAUGAAGCAUUUGUACUAUUGGAAAAUAAUUAAUGAGAAAUUUAUGUUUUCAUCAGAAGUAUAUACAUGGUUUGGUUCCUUAUUAGUGGCAGAAAAUUCCUAUGGGGCUUCACUGCUCGAUCUCACCCUCGCCCCCAUUCCUGGUUGUAACGUUA
Molecule: messenger RNA, 2115 nt
Organism: Camellia sinensis
Lineage: Eukaryota; Viridiplantae; Streptophyta; Magnoliopsida; Ericales; Theaceae
Gene: FMO1
Product: flavin-dependent monooxygenase 1
Molecular function (GO): flavin adenine dinucleotide binding; N,N-dimethylaniline monooxygenase activity; NADP binding
Source: RefSeq, a predicted model, not a curated record